Molecule: messenger RNA, 387 nt
Organism: Macrosiphum euphorbiae (potato aphid)
Lineage: Eukaryota; Metazoa; Arthropoda; Insecta; Hemiptera; Aphididae
Source: the annotation of a GenBank genome assembly
AUGGUAAGGAAUAAGAUUCUUCAAGAACUAAAAAAUAUUGAACAAGACGAUCCUAUUGAUGCUUUUUUCACAAGUAUGGCAUUAACGGUAAAGCAGUUUACUCCAGAAUUAAUAAUUCAAGCUAAAUUUGAUAUUCUUCGUAUUGUAAGUAAUUUAGAAUUAAAGAAUAACAAAUUAAAAGAAAUUAUGCCACCCCCUCAAGUUCCACAGCCGUCUACUUCUUCAAGCUACGAAUUUCCCACAACAGUCAACCCUUACCAAAGCUCCGAAGAAAGUUCGCAUCCAGAGUGGGUAGAUUAUAAUUAUUCUACAUCCAAUUCGUUUGAUAGCCAGCAACAAGAUAGUGAACAACCAGAGGAAUAUUGGAUUCAUUCUCUUAAUAAGUAG